Messenger RNA from Pelmatolapia mariae (spotted tilapia), 1119 nucleotides. RefSeq names its product histone-lysine N-methyltransferase set-1-like. The record is from RefSeq and is a predicted model, not a curated record. Lineage: Eukaryota; Metazoa; Chordata; Actinopteri; Cichliformes; Cichlidae. The transcript has 7 exons. Gene Ontology annotation, biological process: regulation of transcription by RNA polymerase II; regulation of DNA damage response, signal transduction by p53 class mediator. Bases 76 to 645 code for a protein of 189 amino acids. Gene Ontology annotation, cellular component: polytene chromosome; nucleus. Gene Ontology annotation, molecular function: protein binding; histone H4K20 methyltransferase activity; transcription regulator activity.
CUUUAACAAGUACAUGUCGACGGCAAUACGAAGACUGAUUAAAAGCACAAAGGCAAUCAAAACGUACAGGAGAACAUGCGAAGGAGACGCAUUCCUCCACGGGAGGAUGCAGUCUGUCAUGUUUCUGCUGGAAGGGACAAACUGGGACUUGAUAUCCACUACAUAAAUGCCUUCAAAGGUCGGGGCAUUUUCACGACUGUUCCAUUCCAAAAAGGAGACUUCCUUUUGGAAUACAGAGGUAAACUCAUAACAAAAGACGAAUGUGAGCGGAGACACAGAGUUUAUCAUGACAGCCUGAAGGUGUUCAUGUUUGAAUUCAAGUUUGAUGGAAAACUCUGGUGUGUGGAUGCAUCUCAAGAAGAUGGGUCAUUAGGCAGACUUGUCAACGACAACCACAUCAGUCCAAGUGCUAAGAUGAAAAUAUUAAAUAUCAAUGGAAAGCCCCAUCUAUGCUUAUUUGCAAGCAGAGACAUAAGUCCAGGCGAAGAAAUAGACUAUAAUUAUGGUGACUCGGAUUGGCCCUGGAGAUGCAAGACUGAGACCAGCCAGAUUCAGAAGACUGUGAGCUGCCUAAAGCCGCAACCAAACUGCAUUCCAAACAAUGACCUGGACCUGAAACAUCCAGAGCCUGAAAGGUUUGUUUAGGGGUCUGGCACAAAUCCUGCCUUGCAAAAUUGUCAAAUCAGAAUUGUCACCAGUCAACACAGAAAGAAGAAAUUUCUGAAUAUUCAGGGGAAGAUGGAUUGCCACAUUCAGUUCUGGAUCAAAUAUCAAGCGAUGAUGAUGGCAACCACAGCAUAUCAGAAGAAGAAUAUGUGCCAGAUUCAGAGUCAUAUGAUGAAGAUUCAGAUGAAGACAUCUCAUUAUUGCCAAGCACAUCAAAAGGUCUGCUAUGCCAAGAUGACAUCUCCAAAGCGCAUGAACAAUCAGAUUCAACGAAUUUAAUCCACAACUUGACAAAGGACAAGCCAGAAGAUAAAAGUGAGCUUUGCGAAACUGAAUCAGAAAAAAUGACUUUAAGUAAAAGAAAUUACUGCUAUUUUUGUGGCAAACCACAAGCUAAAAUUUCCCGCCACCUGAAAACGCACAAAACAGCUCCUGAUGUUGUGCAUGCAUUUU